AGAUGGAUGACCUAGCCCUGAACCUCGGGACCUGGACCUCACCUCCGAUGACAUUACUUUGGACACAGUCAGCAUUCACAUUCAGGAGAAUCUGGAAGAUGCUCUUGUCCAGGAAGCUUUGAAGACGGGUGUUGAUCUCAGACAAUACUCCAAACAAGUUGAGAUGGAGCUGCAGCAGAUUGAGCAUGUGUCAAUAAAAGACUAUAUAGAACAGAGUCAGAACAUCGCUUCUCUCCAUAAUCAAAUUAUCGCCUGUGACGCCAUCCUAGAGAGAAUGGGCCAGAUGCUGGGUGGAUUCCAGUCGGACCUGAGUUCUAUUAGCUCAGAGAUCCAUUCGUUGCAGGAGUUGUCACUGGCCAUGAACAUCAAAUUGAAAAACCGUCAGACUGUCAGGAGCGAGCUGAGCGAACUGGUGGAUGAACUCAUCAUUCCCAACAACAUGAUAAAUGUCAUCCUAGAGAUUCCUGUCACCGAUCAGCAGUUUGUGGAGCAAUUACAAGAACUCAACAAUAAGAUCAAUUAUGUGAAGGAGCAAGCGUUCAGAGACACGCAGGCCUGUGCUGAUGUCCAGGAUACUCUGCAUAAACUGAAGAUUAAGGCUGUGGCUAAAGUUCGUGAGUUCAUUCUACAGAAGAUCUACUCUUUCCGCAAACCAAUGACUAAUUAUCAGAUUCCCCAGAAUGCACUGCUCAAAUAUAGGUUCUUCUACCAGUUUCUGCUGGGUAAUGAGAGGUCAGUGGCUCAGGAAAUUCAGGACGAAUAUGUGGAGACCAUGAGUAAAGUCUACCUGUCUUACUUCAAGUCCUACACUAGCCGGCUGAUGAAAGUGCAGUACGAGGAAGUUGCAGAGAAGGAUGACCUAAUGGGGAUUGAAGACACGGCUAAGAAAGGCUUCUUCUCCAAGCCAACACUGCGCAGCAAGAAUACGGUGUUUACCGUCGGAAAUCGGGCCGCCAUCAUCAGUCCUACGGAGCUGGAGGGUCCAAUCAUAGUGCCGCACACAGCACAGAAGAGUGAUGUCAGGUACCCGUUUGAGUCUCUGUUCCGCAGUCAGCACUACGCCCUCCUUGAUAACAGCUGCCGGGAAUACCUCUUCUUAUCGGACUUCUUCCUGGCGAGCGGCUUGGCGGCUCAGGAACUCUUCAACACGGUGAUGGGCAAAACCUUAUCCAUGUUCCUGAAGCACAUUGACUCCUAUGUAUCCGACUGCUUCGACAGCAUCGCCAUUUUCCUUUCUAUACACAUUGUGCUACGGUUUAAAGGCAUCGCUCAAAGGAGAGACAUCCCUGCUAUAGACAAGUACUGGGACGCCCUGUUGGACAUGCUGUGGCCCCGCUUCCAAUAUAUCCUGGAGUUAAACAUUCAGAGUAUCCGGAACACCGAUCCACAGAGGCUGGGCAAUCUGGACACGAGACCGCACUAUAUAACUCGCCGUUAUGCUGAAUUUUCAUCUGCUAUCGUUAGCAUAAAUCAGACAUUCCCAAACGAGAAGACCAAUUCCCUCCUGGGACAGCUGCAGGUGGAAGUUGAGAAUUUUGUCCUGAGAAUGGCAGCGGAAUUUUCUUCCAGAAAGGAGCAACUCAUUUUCCUGAUUAACAACUAUGACAUGAUGCUCAGUGUACUGAUGGAACGAGCAUCAUCAGACAGUAAGGAGGUGGAGAGCUUCCAGCAGUUACUCACCGCGCGGACUCAGGAAUUUAUAGAGGAGAUCCUGGCUCCAUCAUUUGGUGGGAUGAUUGCUUUUGUGAAAGAGUCAGAAUCUCUGAUUGAGAAGGGCCAGCAGGAUCGUCUGAAGAGCGAGGAAGCACGGGUGGCUCAGCUGGUGCGAGGAUUCUCCGCCACAUGGAAACAGGCUGUGGAGAUGCUGAGUCAAGAUGUCAUGAGAUCAUUUACAAACUUUAAAAAUGGAACCAGCAUCAUACAGGGGGCACUGACACAGCUAAUCCAAUACUACCACCGAUUCCACAAGAUCCUCUCCCAGCCCCCUCUCAGGAAUCUCCCGGUUUGUUCAGAGUUAAUUAACCUUCAUCACUUAAUGGUUGAGCUGAAGAAACACAAACCCAACUUCUGA
Messenger RNA from Staurois parvus, 2071 nucleotides. The record is from the annotation of a GenBank genome assembly. NCBI's taxonomy places the organism in Eukaryota, Metazoa, Chordata, Amphibia, Anura, Ranidae.